CCUCCCCAAAACCAAACCCACACCCCCCUUCCCCAGAGGGCUUCGCUGACCCUCCAGGUUGCAGGGGAGUUGGGUCUCCAGGUUGAGAGUUGGACCAAAUGAUGACCGCCAAGACCGUAGACAAAAUCCCAGUAACUCUCAGUGGUUUUGUGCACCAGCUCUCUGACAGCAUCUAUCCCGUGGAGGACCUCGCCGCUACCUCGGUGACCAUCUUCCCCAAUGCCGAUCUAGGACCCUUUGACCAGAUGAACGGGGUGACCGGAGAUGGCAUGAUCAACAUUGACAUGACCGGAGAGAAGAGGGCCCUGGACCUGCCUUACCCCGGCGGCUUCGCCCCCGUGUCGGCGCCCCGCAACCAGACCUUCACCUACAUGGGCAAGUUCUCCAUCGACCCCCAGUACCCCGGUGCCAGCUGCUACCCGGAGGGCAUCAUCAACAUCGUGAGCGCCGGCAUCCUGCAGGGGGUGGCCCCGCCGGCCUCGGCGGCCCCGUCCGGCGGCUCCUCGGGCUCCCCGGGCGGGCUGGCCGCCGGGCCCCUGGGGGUGUGCGCCAUGGCCCAGAGCCAGGCCGAGCUGGACCACCUGUACUCGCCGCCCCCUCCUCCUCCUCCUCCUCCCCCUCCUCCUCCUCCUCCUCCGCCCCCGUACUCGGGCUGCGCGGGCGAUCUGUACCAGGACCCCUCGGCCUACCUGUCGGCCGCCGGCUCGUCGGCGGCCUCCUCGUCGCUCGCCUACCCGCCGCCGCCGUCCUACCCGUCUCAGAAGGCGGCGGCGGCGGCGGCGGCGGCGGAGCAGGGUCUGUUCCCCCUGCUGCCCGACUACCCGGGCUUCUUCCCCGCCCAGUGCCAGCGGGACCUGCACGGGCCCGCCGACCGCAAGCCCUUCCCCUGCCCGCUGGACUCGCUGCGGGUGCCGCCCCCGCUCACCCCGCUCUCCACCAUCCGCAACUUCAACCUCAGCGGGCCGGGCGCGGGGCCGGGCACCGGCGACGGGGGGGCCCGCCUGCCCGGCGGCGGCGGCGGUGGUGGUGGGGGCGUUGGCGGCGGUGGCUGCUCCUCCUCCUCCGCCUCUUCGGCCUACAACCCGCACCACCUGCCCCUGCGGCCCAUCCUGCGGCCCCGCAAAUACCCCAACCGGCCCAGCAAGACGCCGGUGCACGAGCGGCCCUACCCGUGCCCGGCCGAGGGCUGCGACCGCCGCUUCAGCCGCUCGGACGAGCUGACCCGCCACAUCCGCAUCCACACGGGCCACAAGCCCUUCCAGUGCCGCAUCUGCAUGCGCAACUUCAGCCGCAGCGACCACUUGACCACCCACAUCCGCACGCACACGGGCGAGAAGCCCUUCGCCUGCGACUACUGCGGGAGGAAGUUUGCGCGCAGCGACGAGAGGAAGCGGCACACCAAGAUCCACCUGCGCCAGAAGGAGAGGAAGAACGGCGGUGGCUGCGGUGGCAGCGCCCCUGCCCCGUCCUCGGCCUCCGUGGCACCCGCGUCCAACGCCGGCCGGUCCUGCGAGAGGCCCUCGGCCGGGCUGCAGCCCGGCCCGGGCCCCCUGGGCGGCGGGACGGGAGCAGGGGGCGGAGGAGGAGGAGGAGGCCUCCCACCCAUCGGGACCGGCCCGCUCCCCCCUUGCCCCUCUCGGACCCGGACGCCCUGA
Tachyglossus aculeatus (Australian echidna) is the source of this 1655-nucleotide messenger RNA. RefSeq names its product early growth response 2 (gene EGR2). The record is from RefSeq and is a predicted model, not a curated record. Lineage: Eukaryota; Metazoa; Chordata; Mammalia; Monotremata; Tachyglossidae. The coding region runs from base 99 to 1655 and encodes 518 amino acids. Gene Ontology annotation, biological process: regulation of transcription by RNA polymerase II. Gene Ontology annotation, molecular function: RNA polymerase II cis-regulatory region sequence-specific DNA binding; DNA-binding transcription factor activity, RNA polymerase II-specific. The transcript is spliced from 2 exons.